CUCCAUACCAAUGACGUCGGAAGCUGAAACCCCAACUUACAACUUUUUCCCCCUCAUUUUCCCUCCACAGUUUGCCUCUCCGGCCUUUCCGUGCCUCAUCCCUCAAUUGCAAUUCCGCCAGUUCAGUGCAUCCCCUGCAAUUGCAUUGUCAUCCUAUCUAUUCCUCCCGUGUCGCAUGGCUGGGUACCGCAAUGGUGGUUUCUGCCUCCGCAAAUGAACCUGGCACACGAUCAUUAUCUGCGCACCAUCAGCCUGGUGACGCAGAUUCUGUGCUGCAGCAUCACCACCAUCUGUCUGGUCCUGCGCCUUAUUGCCGCCUUGUGGAUCAAGCGAACGGUGAACGUUGAAGACGCAUUCUGCACAUUAUCAUGGGUCCUGUUCUUUACCUACUGCAUCUGCACCAUAAUGUAUCUUCACUAUGGUGGGGGCAAACCAGUGGCCCUCUUGACACCCUUUCAAACCAGGCUCGUUUACAAGUAUUACUACGUCCUGACGGUCAUCUACGCGCCCAUGGUGCUGACGGUCAAAAUCACUCUCCUGUCCAUCCUGGCCCGAAUCUUCACCGUCCGUCAGGUGCAAAUCAUCAGCAUCGACGUGGUGCUAGCGGUGACGGUCACCUACUACACGAUCAUCUUCUUCAUCAAAGUCUUCAUCUGCCUACCGGUCUCGUAUUUCUGGACGCAUUACGACCAGGAAGAUCAAUGCCUGGACAAAGCGGCCGUGAUCCUAGCUGACGCGGUGAUGAGCAUUGCGACCGACCUGGCCAUCAUACUUCUGCCGGCAUUCCUGACGAUCUCGCUGAACCUCUCCCACAUCAAGAAGAUCAAGGUCUCCCUCAUGAUGGGCUGCGGCGGCAUGGCGAUCGGCUUCAGCAUCUACCGACUGGUCCUGGUCAUCCGCGAGCACGAGGAUCUCGAGUCGACCCUCGUCUAUUUGAAAAUUCUCCUGUCCGGGAACGCCGAGGGCGGGUUCGCGCUCAUCUGCUCGUGCAUUCCCGCCAUCCAUCUCCUGGCAACCCAGCGCAGACGCAGAAACUCACAGCGGUCGAUUGCGUCGAUGGGUGAGCUGUUGCGGCCGUCCUUUCCCCCGCCCCCGGCCAUCGAGUUCGCAGGGCCGGCUAGUCACCAUGCCCAAGCCCACGUGACAUCCACCGCCCAGCGCGCCUCCCUGGUGGUCCCGGAGCUGCAGGAUCGAGCAGCCAGCGAAGCCGCGUCGGACUCGAAUCACUGCGUCCGGGAGGUGCUGCUCUCGCGGCGGUCGGAACGAGUACACGUGCCCGGUUGGCGGGAUGAUUCGCAGGGCUCGUCAAGUGAGACGUGA
Molecule: messenger RNA, 1320 nt
Organism: Aspergillus saccharolyticus JOP 1030-1
Lineage: Eukaryota; Fungi; Ascomycota; Eurotiomycetes; Eurotiales; Aspergillaceae
Exons: 6
Coding region: 214-1320 (368 amino acids)
Source: RefSeq, a predicted model, not a curated record